CUUUUAUCUUCUCUUAGGUCACCGCCAAGCCUGAGCAAUGAGACCAUCACCUACACACCGGAACCGGACGAUGGAGGCACAACAGCCGUAUUGGACGCGGAGGACUCACCAUUAGGGUGUGCGUGAGGACGUGGAGAGAGGUGAAAGCUACUCGUACGUGCACCUUCCUCCACCGGCCGGUCGCCAUCGGACACGCCGACGCGCAGGCGGCGAGGCUGCGACCUCGGCCAGCCGAAGACGAACCGGGACCAGUAGACUGUCGAGCCCGCCCACACAGUCUCAGAUUUUUGUCAUCUUCACCUCUGCCCCAAGCCCGCCCUGUCACAUGUGGACGACGUCAACAGGAGCUCAGCGCCUACUUCAAAGUCAUCUGCCACAUGGACUGCAGGUGUGAGGGAUGACUGCUGCCGUGCUGUUUUUCCACUGAGAGCCUGCCGUGUACCAGCGCCGCCAUGCUGAUCAAGGAGUACCGCAUCCCCAUGCCCAUGAGCGUGGAGGAGUACCGCAUCGCCCAGCUCUACAUGAUACAGAAAAAGAGCCGCGAGGAGAGCUGCGGCGAGGGCAGCGGUGUGGAGAUCCUGGAGAACAAACCCUACGAGGACGGGCCCGGAGGCUCGGGUCAGUACACGCGCAAGGUCUACCACAUCGGCAAGCACAUCCCGUCCUGGUUCUGCUCCAUACUGCCUCAGGCUGCCCUGCGUGUGGAGGAGGAGUCGUGGAACGCGUACCCGUACACACGGACCAGGUACACGUGUCCAUUCGUGGAGAAGUUCUCCAUCGACAUUGAGACGUAUUACAUGCCGGACACUGGGAACCAGGUGGACGUCUUCAAUCUGUCCUCUGCAGAAAAGAGACAGAGGACAGUCGACCCCAUCGACAUCGUCAGGGACUACAUCCCACCCCACGAAUACCUGGUGGAGGAGGACCCCCGCUUGUACCAGUCAGUCAAGACCAAACGAGGUCCACUGUGUGAGGACUGGAUCGAGGAGAUCAGUCGGAGUCCUGGACGCAGUUCAGUCAUGUGCGCCUACAAGCUGUGCAAAGUGGAGUUCAGAUACUGGGGCAUGCAGUCCAAGAUAGAGCGCUUCAUCCACGACGUGGGCCUGCGUAAAGUAAUGGUUCGAGCCCAUCGGCAGGCGUGGUGCUGGCAGGACGAAUGGUACGGCCUCACCAUGGAGGACAUCCGACAGCUGGAGCUGGAGACGCAGCUGGCGCUGGCCAAGAAGAUGGCCCAGUACAGCCUCAGCGACGAGCCUGGCGCCGACGCCGAUGGAUGCUCCGCCGGCCGGGACCAAGAGCGACGAAGCGACAUGGGCGGAUCCACCGUUGAGGCAGAGGGAGGCGGGGCUGAGCCUGGGGGCCCGGCGGACAAUCGAGGAGAGCUCACCAAGCAGUGGUCCACGUCUUCCCGCUCCUCCAACAGGUCAUCCAAGCGAGGAGGAAGUCCAUCUCAUCAGAGCAUCUCUGAGUGGAGGAUGCAGAGCAUAGCCCGCGACUCCGACGACAGCACGGACGACGAGUUCUUCGACGCACAUGACGGUUUUUCCGACAGCGAGGAGCUGUUGCCCAAGGAGAUCACCAAGUGGAGCUCCAACGACCUCAUGGACAAAAUAGAGACGAUAGAAGUGGACGAAGCGCAAGACACAAUAUUUCCUCCUUCGGCUGGGGACUUUGCCACCAUGACCAACGAGGAGACGCACACAGAGGCCUCCCAGCAGCAUCUGCAGCCCUCCAAAAUCCACGUCCUGUUUCUGGUCCUGCAUGGAGGGAACAUUCUGGACACCGGCUCAGGUGAACAGACCAGCAAGCAAGGUGACAUCAACACCCUGAGCGCCGCCUUUGAGACCGUGAUGAGGGUCCACUACCCGGCAGCGUUGAGCCGCAUCGCCAUCAGGACGGUGCCCUGUCCUGCUGUGUGUGUGGAGGCCUUCUCGCUGGUGUCCAACCUCAGUCCUUACAGCUACGACGAGAGCUGCCUGUCCAGCAGUCAGGACCACAUCCCGCUGGCCGCCCUGCCGCUCCUAGCCACCUCGGCGCCGCAGUACCAGGACGCCGUGGCCGCUGUCAUCCUGAGAGCCAAUCAGGUGUAUGCAGACUUCAUCAAGUCCCUGGAGGGCGCCUCCUUUAAUGGACAGGUGUGCGUGAUCGGGGACUGUGUCGGCGGCAUCCUGGGCUUUGACGCUCUGUGCAGUAGUUCCAUCCUGGUGUCGGAAAGUCCAAGCAGCAGCAGGCGGGGCAGCGCCAUCAGCGUGCAGGACACGGAGCUGCUUUCUCCAGGCAUGGUCAUAAACAGCAUCUCACCGUCUUCGCCAUCCCUGGAAGGAAGCCGCCACCUCAGCCGAAGCAACAUCGACAUCCCACGUUGUUCGGGGCCCGACGACCCCAAGAAGCAGCUUCCACGCAAGCGCAGCGACUCGUCCACGUACGAGCUGGACACCAUCAAGCAUCACCAGGCCUUCCUGUCCAGUCUGCACUCCAGCGUGAUCCACGGGGAGACGGGAUCGCGGCGCUCCAGCAACAGCACCAUGCUGGAAGGCGGCUCCUUGGGGAAGUUUGACUUUGAGGUGACAGACUUUUUCCUGUUUGGGUCUCCUCUGGGACUGGUGCUGGCGCUGAGGAAGACUGUGGUGCCCUCCUUAGACGUGACGGCGCUACGUCCAGCCUGCCAGCAGGUCUACAACCUGUUUCAUCCGGCUGACCCGUCCGCCUCCCGACUGGAGCCUCUCCUGGACAAACGCUUCUACCUACUGCCUCCUUUCAGCGUUCCGCGAUAUCAGCGCUUUCCACUGGGGGACGGACACUCCGCUCUCCUAGCGGAGACGGUACAUAGUAACCCUCAGCUCCUGAUGGAGCAACCGAGCGUGGUGGCACCCCAUCGCAGCCAGGAAAUCGGCAUGAAUGAGACGUCCAUCCCCGUGCCUGUUCUCAACUGGCCGUCCUCGCAGCCCCACGUGGAGACCGAUACUCCUGCUCAUAUUUCUGUGGACUUCUCCUGCCCGCCCUCCACGUCGCCGGGGGUCCCUCACAUCCGGUGCCACCGCAGAGCCAGCGAGGCCAGCCUGGCUAGCCAGGUGUCAGGCCUGGCCGACUCCUACACCGCCUCCAACGUCGCCAACACACACGAGCGAGUGCUCCGGCCUAAAAGGCCCAGCCUGCUGUCCCACCUGCCGCUACCCUACCAUAAACUUGCCCCACGGACUCCGUCCUUCCGGUCGGCCAAAAACAGCCGUCAGGUGUUCCCGAGAGCCAACGGAGGCGGCGAGUCUGAACCCAGCUCGGACGCCGGCUCUGAUGUCACCUCCGACCUCACUGAUAUCACCUCUGUGCCCCCGUCCCCUGGGGUGCGGAAGAACAUAGAGAAAGUCGCGUCACGCUGGUGGGGCAGCAAGAGGAUGGACUACGCCCUGUACUGCCCCGACGCCCUGACCGCCUUCCCCACCGUGGCGCUGCCGCACCUCUUCCAUGCCUCCUACUGGGAGUCCACAGACGUGGUGUCCUUCCUGCUCAGACAGGUGAUGAGGCAUGAGAACUCUGGGAUUCUGGAGCUGAACGGGAAAGAAGUGUCGGAGUUCACGCCGUCCAAACCCAGAGAGAAGUGGCUCCGUAAGCGGACUCAUGUUAAAAUCAGGAACGUGACAGCCAACCACCGCGUAAACGACGGCGUCUUCACCGAGGACGGCGGCCAGACGGUAACAGGUCGUUUCAUGUACGGCCCGCUGGACAUGGUCACGCUGACGGGAGAGAAGAUCGACAUCCACAUCAUGACGCAGCCUCCCUCGGGGGAGUGGGUCUACUUCGACACGCAGAUCACCAACAGCAGCGGACGCGUCUCCUACGCCAUCCCAGACGAACGAAAACUGGGGGUGGGAGUGUAUCCUGUCAAAAUGGUGGUCAGGGGAGACCACACCUUUGCAGACAGCUAUCUUACCAUCGUGCCACGGGGAACCGAAUUUGUGGUCUUCAGCAUCGACGGGUCUUUUGCGGCCAGCGUGUCCAUCAUGGGCAGCGACCCGAAGGUUCGAGCAGGAGCCGUUGAUGUGGUCAGGUACUGGCAGGACUUGGGGUAUCUGAUCGUGUAUGUGACGGGUCGCCCAGACAUGCAGAAGCAGCGUGUGGUGGCUUGGCUCUCUCAGCACAACUUCCCCCACGGCGUGGUCUCCUUCUGUGACGGGCUGGUCCACGACCCGCUCAGACACAAGGCCAACUUCCUCAAAUCCCUCAUCAAUGAGGCCCAGAUGAGGAUCUUUGCCAGCUACGGCUCCAGCAAGGAUAUCUCUGUGUACACCAGCGUGGGCCUGCCCCCGUCCCACAUCUACAUAGUGGGAAGACCCACUAAGAAAAUGCAGCAUCAGUGUCAGUUUAUUCCGGAUGGUUAUGCAUCCCACCUGUCCCAGCUGGAGUACAACCAGCGGUCCCGUCCCGCAAAGUCCGCCAGCGCCCGCAUGGUCCUCCGCAAGAGCAGCUUCGGGCUGGGAGCGGCAGCGGGAGACUUCCUCCGGAAGCGCAACCACAUCUUCCGCACCAUUUCCCCACAGCAGCCUGGGGGCCCGGCGUCCGGUUCUCCCGUCCAACAGGGCCGGACCGAACGAACACAGAGCCAGUGCGAGGUGGACCGCGGGAUGGCGGCAGCGGCGACACAGAGGAGCAUGAGCAUUGCGGCGGGGUGCUGGGGCCGCAGCGGGAGCACCAAGGAGGGCAGCAGAGGAUUACUUGGACCCAAGUGAGCCCGAGCCGCCAUGUGGGGCUGGCCCAGAGGAACAUUUUGGAAACAGGCUUGUAUUUUUUAGGCUCAAAAGGAGUGGACUCAUCACGACAUCAAUUGUGGAGCAUGACUCUUUUACACUAACACUUUUUUUUAAUCGGAUACAGAGCUCUCCAAACAUAAAAAAAGGUUCAGACUAAUUCAUAUAAACCUUAAGCUAAUACCACACCCUCCCCAUAUCUCAUAACACAUAUUUACAUACACAGCCAUUUUGUAUCAAAGCUGUCCAAGCAGUCUAAUUAACAGCUCAGGACAAACUGCAGCCAGGUUCAUUUCACUAACAUUCACACAGGAAGUAAGUCAUCAACCAGUCCAACCAUUUAAUGAGUCCGGAAAUCGGUCGCCGUGUUUCGUCCCACCCUUUAAUGUGUCCGAUUGAAACAAGCGUUAGCUAGCAUCAAAAGGAAAUGGUUUACACAUAAAUACGCACACUGCGCAGCAGUCAUUUAAAUUCAAAACUGCUGAAUGUUACGUGAUAUGAUAUGUUGAUACACCACAGCGGUAUUAUGUGUUGUGAUGGUAUUCGUAUCUCAAUUGCUGAGGCUGUAAAUGUCAGAGCGAGCCUUCCCGCCGACAUUAACAAGCCCGCCAUUAGCUUGGCGAAGUGCUCCGGGCAAAAGGCUCCCCAGUCGCCCUUUAAAAGUUAAAUACUUUGACGAUCUGAUUGUGGACAAUAAGACCGACAUUAGCGACGUACAGAAAAGUCACGGCGAGGCUGUGGACAGUGGAACUGCCAGUGGCAACGGUGGACGAGACGCCAUCACUACUGCUCUUGUUAACAGGUAAACAUUUAAUCUUUUGUAUUGUCAUGACUUUGAGAAACCGAGCUUUAAGUUUUACUUUGACGGUUUACGGGAAGUGUUUUUCACACAAAAACAUUUAUUUGGUAAUUAUGAGUCACCGAACUGUAGUGUUUCAACACUCAUCGGUGGCGCUGUCAGUCAUAAGGAUUAUUGGUUCUUAUUGGUUGUAUGAUUUAUUGGGAUAGCCAAUGGGGGUCGUUAAUAUUCUUGCCUCCAAUUGGCGGUACGAUUAUUGGCAUCCCCCAAGUGGGGGAUCCUCUGAUAAGAAUUUAUUCAGUUGUAUCCCUUAUUUGGCUUUACCUUUUUUUACUUCCUAUGUGAAGGUUUUUAAAACUCAUACAUUUCUGCGCCAUCCCAUACGUAACGACUCCAUUACCCUUUGGAGUGUAAUGUCUUAAAGUGCAAUUAUAAAGCACUUGUUGCUUCUAUCGUAUAAAAUGUUGCCACCAAUGUAUGUAUUUAUUUGGACAUGUACAGGCACAUGUAUUUAUUUAUCCCGUUUUGUUCCACUUCACCUGGCGUUUGCUCCUCUUCUUCUUAAACCUCCGUCCAUUUCUCCCCCCAGCAGUCCACAGCAGCAAUCCCUUUAGCUUGCAAUACCUCUGACCUACCUGUCGGUGGCGUUGUGCUCCCCCAUAUAUGUGCUGAUUCUGCUGCUACAUUGAAUGUUAAAAGUAUCCCCUCCCAACGUCUGCUUGCAAACCACGGCAGUAAUCACACCAAUUGUAAAGCUGCACGAAACAAGCUAGCAGGUUGUAGUUUGCGCUCCUCGCCAAUAGGGGGCAGCAUCGUGCGACUAAAGAUGUGUUUAAAUAUGACAUUUGAAAUAUUGGAGGCUGCACGGCGUGUGAGUGGUUAGUGAGCAGACCUCACAGCUAGGAGACCCGAGUUCAAUCCCACCCUAUGUGUGGAGUUUGCAUGUUGUCCCCGUGCGUGCGUGGGUUUUAUCCGGGGAUUCCGGUUUCCUCCCACAUUCCAAAAACAUGCUAGGUUAAUUGGCGACUCCAAAUUGUCCAUAGGUGUGAAUGUGAGUGUGAAUGGUUGUUUGCCUAUAUGUGCCCUGUGAUUGGCUGGCCACCAGUCCAGGGUGUACCCCGCCUCUUGCCCGAAGACAGCUGGGAUAGGCUCCAGCACCCCCCGCGACCCUGGUGAGGAUAAGCGGUAGAAAAUGAAUGAAUGAAGGAAUUAAUUAGAGAUGUUGCUCCUGAGGAGAAAUGUGGUACUACGGCGCUGGCUUGUUCAUGACGUACAAAAUGUACUUUUUUUUUUUACGCCUUAAAAAGGAAUGCAUUCCCUGCUAACUCCGUCGCUAAGGCCAAAUGAUUCUUCUGUCAAACUGUAGUUAAACCAACCGCCUAACCUCACUUUAAAAAAAGGAUUAAUCGUUACAUGUCGCUGGUGUAGGCACCUCUUGUAGUGCAUGUCUUGUUUAUAUUUAAUUUAGGGGCAGCAGGAGGAAAGUAAUGUAUGUAAAUGUGCCAAAUAGUGGAUAUUUGUUUGAUUAGAGUUGAAUGCGGACAGGAGGAUGGAAUGAGUGUACAUAUGUGUAAAGAUGUAUAAUGUAGGUGCAGAGUUAUUUGUUUACCUCUAACUAUACCACUAUACAUUUCAGGUAAUAUAUAUAUAAAUAUAUAUAUAUACUGUAUAUAUUUGAAAUAUGUAGCAUAUCCCUUCCGUCUGUCCGUUGGAGCAACACUGGGGGUAGCAAUCGCACAUCCUUACAUUUUCUACAGAAUUUCAAACAACUUUUGCAGCAUAACUCUGGUGCACAACAUAGGAGAGGACCGGAGCGUAAAGCAAGUUGCAAAAUGACGUAACCUUUAAUGAGAAAUGAAAUAUGUAUCGCACCAAGUGAUGGAUCAUAUUUGAGGCUGUGUGCAGCAAAAAGACAACACUCUAAAUAUUCAGACUGUUUUUACCUUCAUAUGGGAUUACAAUAAUUACAAUCAAAAGGAAAUACAUGAUAAGAAAAUCAAUAAAAACACGUCCAACCACAGGAAGUAGUCUUUUUAUUUAUUGUUUUAUAGCAAAUGACAUUUAUGUUCGACUGUUGUGUGAAAAUGUUUGAUUACAGCGUCCCCAGUGGCCGGUUGGUGCAAGGCGAGCACUUCAGCUCAUUAUUGAGGGACAGGAUUUUUCCUUUUAUGAUGACAUAACUUCAUGUCCAUCUCCCUGCACAUUUUUUUAAAAAUCAAAUUAGGCCAGUCAUGUGUAUAAAAGUUUUGUUUUUGUUUUUUUUUACAAAAAAGACACCAUCCAUAUAUAUACGCCGCUUUUCCACUGCUUGGUACCUCACGGUCACAACUCUACUCGUUAUUGACCAGGAGCUACUUCUAUUUCAUAUAGGAGGACGUAAACAACUGCAGGUCCAGCAGCAUUUUGAGGAUACCAGGCUAAAAUUAACCUUCAGUGUUCACGUAAAAUGAUUAAACUCCAAAGUCUCCGCUUUGCUGACAUCAUUUCCCUCUCCUGCCCACAAUCUCCUCCGUGUUUAGUGUCACGCUUUUGACUGACACGUUCAAUGUGGGUUGCUGUUGUUAUUCACCUGCUCCCACCCCGACCCAAAACAUCAGCCAUCCAAGUAUUUUUAUUCUGGCAAAUGACAUUUUAGUAAAAUUGAAUGAAUGUGUUUGAUUAUAGCGACCCCCACACGCCACUUGAUGCGAUACGAGCUCUGAGCUCAUCAAGACAGGACCAAAAGUGACCAAAAAGUGACCAAAAUUUCAUGUCCUGCCCUGCACACUUCUUAGAAAAUCAGCACAAAGUGACGAGAAAAAUCAUACAUACUCAAGUACAUAAAUAUGCAAGCUGAUACCAUGCAGGGGACGUAAACGACUGGCGGUCCAGCACAUUCUGAGCAUACAUAGCUAAAAAAGGACAAAAAAUUAGGAAUGCUCCGAUCACUGUUUCAAACUGCUGAUUACGAUAUCAAUAUAUUUAUGAUAAGUGAUAGUGGAGACGAUUCCCAGUGUCACUGGUAAUACCAAUACAUUGAUCAAUCACUGAUUUGAUAUGAGCUGGAGAUGGACAAUGAAAGAAUAUGUUGAUGAAAAGAGAAUAAAUGGAGUGUUUCCUCACUAUCACAGCUGGCAGCUUUUAUUUCUGACUGCCAACAUUUCAAUGCUUCACUACUUGAUUUACCACCAAACACACGCUUUAUACUCGUCACGUCUAUAAUUCAACACUUGCACUGAAGCAUGAUUGAGCCUUUGGUGAGCCGCGUGAUAGCGUCACCAUCGGAAGGCUUCAUGUUCAUCCAACACAACAGUGACAUCAUUAGCAUCGCGACUACAAGAUAGCCAACU
This is a messenger RNA of Doryrhamphus excisus (bluestripe pipefish), 8870 nucleotides long. Lineage: Eukaryota; Metazoa; Chordata; Actinopteri; Syngnathiformes; Syngnathidae. The record is from RefSeq and is a predicted model, not a curated record.